AUGCUCACCUUCAAGCGUGCCUUGAUCGCUGCGGCGCUCUUCCUCACACUAUUCUAUCUUACAACGCGGUCACAUCCUCAAGCACCACAACCCGACCCGAUUACUCCUGCUGCUCCAGUUCCUAUGAGCAAUAAUCAACCCGAAAAACCUCACACGCCCAACGAGAUUCCCGAUACCGCGAAAGUAGCGUCGACGACCGCCCCGGCUGCCGACGCCAAUGUUAACGGACAAGGCAGCCCCAAAAAGCACAACAGUCGGCCGAAAGAGCAGAAGACAUUGGUGGACAUGUCCAAGCUGACACUCUACGAGAAGCUGGCCUAUCAAUACCCAUACGACGUCGAGACAAAGUUCCCGGCGUACAUCUGGCAGACCUGGAAGUGGACGCCGGCCAACGCUGAGUUUACGUUCAGGGAGCAGGAGGCAACAUGGACAGAACAGCAUCCCGGCUUUAUUCAUGAAGUUAUCACUGAUGCUGUGGCAAGCCAAAUGAUUAGGCUGCUAUAUGCAUCAGUCCCCGAGGUUCUCGAAGCAUACAAGGCUUUGCCCUUGCCAGUGCUGAAGGCUGACUUCUUCCGUUACCUAAUCCUACUUGCCCGUGGAGGCAUCUAUUCUGAUAUCGACACAUAUGCUAUUCGCAGUGCGACGGAGUGGAUUCCCGAGAGCGUGCCUCACGAGGCUGUGGGGCUGGUGAUUGGAAUUGAGGCGGAUCCCGACCGCCCUGAUUGGAAAGAUUGGUACAGUCGGCGGAUCCAGUUCUGCCAGUGGACAAUUCAGGCGAAGCCUGGCCAUCCAGUUCUACGCGAAGUCGUUGCUCGAAUCACCCGCUCGGCUCUUAAGAGGAAGCGUGCGGGGCUUCUGGACGGCUUCGUUGAUAAGAACGUAAUAGAAUUCACCGGGCCAGCUGUUUGGACGGAUGUUAUCUUUGAGUACUUCAACGACGAAAGAUACUUCGAUAUGAGUCUCAGCCCCGGGGCUAUCGACUGGAGAAACUUUACCGGAAUGGAAGUCGCAAAGAGGGUCGGUGAUGUGAUUGUGCUACCAAUCACGUCCUUCUCUCCUGGCGUCCAACAGAUGGGUGCGAAGGAUUAUGAUGACCCGAUGGCGUUUGUGAAACACGACUUUGAAGGCACCUGGAAACCGGAAAGCGAGCGCCACAUCGGCGAGACCAACGGCUGA
Messenger RNA from Phaeoacremonium minimum UCRPA7, 1176 nucleotides. RefSeq names its product putative glycosyltransferase family 32 protein. Gene Ontology annotation, cellular component: mannan polymerase complex. Gene Ontology annotation, biological process: protein N-linked glycosylation. The transcript has 2 exons. The record is from RefSeq and is a predicted model, not a curated record. The coding region runs from base 1 to 1176 and encodes 391 amino acids. NCBI's taxonomy places the organism in Eukaryota, Fungi, Ascomycota, Sordariomycetes, Togniniales, Togniniaceae. Gene Ontology annotation, molecular function: alpha-1,6-mannosyltransferase activity.